Molecule: messenger RNA, 1544 nt
Organism: Cornus florida
Lineage: Eukaryota; Viridiplantae; Streptophyta; Magnoliopsida; Cornales; Cornaceae
Product: NADH--cytochrome b5 reductase 1-like
Exons: 11
Coding region: 598-1449 (283 amino acids)
Biological process (GO): electron transport chain
Molecular function (GO): cytochrome-b5 reductase activity, acting on NAD(P)H
Source: RefSeq, a predicted model, not a curated record
UUAUAUUUGAUUCAGUUAAUGACAAUAUUAAGCUGUCUUUCCAAAUGGGUUUACGUGUUCACAGAGGAAAUGUGGAAAAAAAGUUCAAAUAGAAUUUAUAUAAAAUCAUUAUGUUACAUUGAAGAUUUGUAAUUUGUUCUGUUUAAUGUGAAUUUUGAAAGAUCUUGGUAAACCCAGAAUUUAGAUUUUGGAAUUAUCACUCUUUAAUUAUAAAUUAAGUCCUGUUGUUUCUAAGUUUAUAACCACUACCUUCAAGCAUUCUGUACUCAGUGACUCUGCAAUUUCACAUCCCAAGUGUUUCUCUGUCAUAUAUAUAUAUAUAUAUAAUGUUUUUGACCCAAUUGGGCAAAUUAGGGCAUUGAUGAAGCUUAUGCUUCUCCAUCUGCCAAUUCUGGGAGAGAGUGACUUAGUUCAUCUCUCAUCCAUGUCUCAACUUUACGUCAACUAGUUUCAGAGGUAAUUUCUGAAAUCUCUCCACGGAUGGAGCUUUCAAUCAAUCUCCCACAAGCUGAUUCAAAAAAAGGGAAGAAAAGGUAGAAGAAGAAAGAUGAGAAGAGCAAGCAAAGCAUAAGGUUCAGGGCGCCCUGGUUGACAAGUAUGGAGUACUCACUGCUGCCAGACGUUGGCACCAAGGCGCUGUGUGUUGGCAUUUCUCUUGUCAGCAUUGGCAUCACAGCUGCCUAUAUUUAUUUCAGGAAGAAAGCGAAGGCCAAGGCCAAGGGCUGCUUAGACCCUCAGAUUUUUAAGGAGUUCAAACUUGUGAAAAGAACUCAGCUCAGCCAUAAUUCUGCGAAGUUUAGAUUUGCUCUUCCAACUCCUACUUCAGUGUUGGGGCUCCCUACCGGAUAUUUCAUAAGAUGCAGGGGAAAGGAUAGCAAAGGUGAUGAAGUUAUCAGGCCAUAUACCCCAAUUACUUUAGAUUCAGAUGUUGGAUACUUUGAACUAGUUGUCAAGAUGUACCCAAUGGGAAGAAUGUCACACCAUUUCAGAGUGAUGCGUGAAGGCGAUUACCUGGCUGUAAAGGGACCAGAGAGCCGCUUCAAAUAUAAUCCAAACCAAUCUCGAGCACUUGGGAUGCUUGCUGGAGGGACUGGCAUUACCCCAAUGUUUCAGGUGACUAAAGCCAUAUUAGGGAACCCAAAAGACAAAACCAAUGUGCAUCUUAUCUACGCAAAUGUUACAUUCGAGGACAUUCUCUUGAAGGAAGAACUAGAUGGGUUUGCUAGCAAGUUCUCCAACCGUUUCAAAGUUUAUUAUGUUCUGAGUCAGCCUCAUGAAGCAUGGAAUGGCGGUGUCGGACAUAUAUCCAAGGAAAUGAUUAACACUCAUUGCCCAGAACCAGCACCAGAUAUUCAGAUAUUGAGGUGCGGCCCACCGGGCAUGGACAAAGCCAUGGCUGCUCAUCUUCAUGCACUAGGAUAUUCAAAAGAGAUGCAGUUUCAGUUCUAAUCAAAUGGCUUGCAAGUUCUGUACAAUAAAACCAAAUAUACUUUAUAUAAACCCUUGGAAUUAUUAUGUCCACAUAAUAGAUUUUUGAGAUUUCA